AUGAACAAACAAGAAAUUAAGGAAAAGUGGGAAGCUGCCUACAAGCUUGCUCUCAGUCUCACUUCAGAUAAAUUUACCUAUCAUAGCACGAAGGAUAAUGUUGCCAUUAGUAAGGCCGAUGAUGAGAGAGGAACCAUCGUCAGAGGAGAAGUUACUAUCCACGACUGCAAAGCUGAUGAUUAUAUUGACUUAUUGAUCGUCAAGGAUUUGAAUACUAGAAAAAAGAUUGAUCCAAAGACUCGUACUUUUGAAGAUUUGGAUUCAUUUACUGAUGAAAGUGGAUCUUACAAAAUUAGAUAUUAUGUUGCUGCUUCACCAAGAUUGUUCAAACGUUAUUUUAUGGAACAUCCUAAUGAGAGGGAACUGGAUUCGAAAAUAUUGUUUAAUUUAUCAUCAUCUGAUUCUUGUAGUGAAUUUAGUAGUGAGGCAAUUGAAAUUGCUCUCAAUUUUGUAUAUGAAUCGGGUACUAUGAGUCCAAUUUUGAGGAAUGAGGAGAUUAUUACACAAGUUUUUAGAUGGUUGUUAAAAUUGGAAUUUUACUCAACCUUAUGUUAUGUUGUUAAAAGUAUUGAUUCAAGUGUAAAUGAUAGUAUAUAUUUUAGAAUGUAUGGAGAUUUAUUAUUGAUUCCAAAUUUUGGACGUUCGAGUUGGGAUAAUUCUAAUAUCACCGAGAUGCAAAACACUCUCGAAUUAAAGAUUAUUGGAAAUUUACCAAUUAAUUAUGAGAUUGUAAAUGAGGGAAUUAAAGAGUUUGGAUUUGCUCAAAUGGUUGCCCUCAUUGAACGAGUUCUUUAUCACAAUUUGGACUUGUCUGACAUUGUUAGAAUUAUUUGUGAAUGGGCCAAGGAUAACAAGGAGAGGACAUUAAGUCUUGGCGAAUUGUUAAUGAUUUGUGAUCAGGCUAAGAAUAUUCCACGUGUUCCUAAUGUUGUCUCUGUACCUCCACCACCUCCACCUCCGCCACUACCACUUACGCUUAGACCUGUUACCAGACCAGUAACCACACGCAUUGGUGCAGCUGUUAGUUUUCCAUCACGUAAUCCUCCUAGUUCAUUACGUCUUUUUGACGAUGAUGACGAUGAGUCAGAUUUUGAUGACGACGAUUGGUAA
This is a messenger RNA of Naegleria gruberi, 1110 nucleotides long. RefSeq lists its product as uncharacterized. The coding region runs from base 1 to 1110 and encodes 369 amino acids. The record is from RefSeq and is a predicted model, not a curated record. The transcript has 2 exons. NCBI's taxonomy places the organism in Eukaryota, Heterolobosea, Eutetramitea, Acrasida, Naegleriidae.